AUGCAGUAUUACUCCAUAGAGCGCCGCAUUCCAGAAAUCGCCCGAACAAUUCACCAAUCUUUUUCUUCGGAUCCUUUGAUCCAGUGGCUGCGCCCUAAUGCGGUUGCUUGGAUCAAGCAAGAUCAGCGUACACUGAGCUGGCAGUAUCGACGUAUUCAGCGCAUCAUGCUUGAAGGAGAGGUUUUCGGGUCGCUCAGCGUCGAGCAGAUGGCCAUGCAAUACCCACGCCAAAGUCGUGAUGGAGUAUCAGCAGAAGCAAAGCCCGACGUCUCAACAUCUAUGCAUGUUGAAAACAACUCGAUCUCUGGCAAUGAUGCCGGUGCUGUGGUAUUCCUGUUUCCGCCACAGGGACGAAAGUCGUGGAAUAUCCCGCGUGCAUGGCUGGCUUGCAAGCUAUGGGUGCUUGAUCGCUUGAAGCCUGUAGAUGAUAAUGCCAGUGAAAAGCGCGUGGAGAUGCUCCUCGACAAGCAUGAGCACAGUGUACAGUCAUUGCGGAAAAGGUAUCUUUGGAGCAAAUUGUGGUACUUGGAGGUUGUUGCUGUACAUCCCUCGCUGCAAUCACGCGGACUGGGCGGAGGUGUAAUGAGAUGGAUACUGGAGCAUGUCCAAAAUGAGCCGAUUUAUCUCGAGUGCACGCGAAAGGAAAAUAUUGGGUUUUAUCAAAGUUUUGGCUUUGAGGUUGCUGAGGAAGUUGCAAUGAUGGAAGAUCAGGAAGAUUCCAGGCAUUGGGUUAUGGUUCGUCCAGGCGGGCUAUGA
Molecule: messenger RNA, 756 nt
Organism: Penicillium salamii
Lineage: Eukaryota; Fungi; Ascomycota; Eurotiomycetes; Eurotiales; Aspergillaceae
Source: the annotation of a GenBank genome assembly